Topomyia yanbarensis is the source of this 1501-nucleotide messenger RNA. RefSeq names its product lipase member H-A-like. The transcript is spliced from 2 exons. Gene Ontology annotation, biological process: lipid metabolic process. Lineage: Eukaryota; Metazoa; Arthropoda; Insecta; Diptera; Culicidae. The record is from RefSeq and is a predicted model, not a curated record. Gene Ontology annotation, molecular function: lipase activity. Bases 47 to 1066 code for a protein of 339 amino acids.
GAUACGAAAAGGCGAGGCAGAACUGAACCUAGAUCAAUAUUCAACGAUGGUCUCCAAACAAGCGCUAUUAUUAUGGUCACUACUAGUUUUAGUGAAUCAAACCACCGGUAAUCCCACUCGUUGGAAUGUAGCCCCAGAUGACGCCGGAAACCUGCACCUUAUAGCGACAGACCUCGAUUUACAUCAACAAGAUCUCGGGUACGAAGAACCACUCUUUGAUCCAGAAACGGAUAUCAUCUUUCGACUGUUCACAAGAUCUAACCCGGACACUCCGCAACUCAUUUACUGGAACGAUCCGCAAUCGCUGCUGGAUUCAGUAUUCGACCGAACUCACCCAACUCGGUUCACCAUUCACGGAUGGGUCAGCGGAGAGGAUGCCAACGUACACAGGUUGAUUCGGGACAAUCUGCUAGCGCUUGGCGAUUUCAACGUGAUUAACGUGGAUUGGGGUGCAGGAGCCCAGACCAUCAACUACGUCCAAGCUAGGAACCGAGUCGGAGUGGUUGGUGACAUCGUGUCCCGAUUUAUCAACAUGUUGGUGGAAACGAGUGGCAUUACUCGAGACAGUAUCGUCCUUACUGGAAGUAGUUUAGGAGCGCAUUGUGCUGGGAACGCUGGCAAAUUUCAAAACGGUGCGAUCAAUACCAUCAUUGGAAUGGAUCCGGCCGGUCCUUUGUUUUCGCUCGGUCAACCGGAUAUUCUGAGUGCUACUGAUGGACACUACGUGGAAGCAAUAUACACCAACUCCGGUGUGCUUGGAUUCGAUCUGCCACUAGGUGAUGCAAAUUUUUAUCCUAACGGAGGUCGAACUCAGCCUGGAUGUGGAAUUGAUAUUACUAACAAUUGUGCCCAUACUCGAGCGCAUCAGUACUUUGCGGAAUCGAUCGGAUCACCGUUGGGAUUCGUUGGUCAGCACUGUGCAUCGCACGAAGAAAUCCUCACGGGUGUUUGCACACAGAGUGGUCCACCAGCACUGAUGGGUGGCGAACCGUCUAAUUUUGGGCGAGAUGUGAGGGGGUAUUAUCAUUUGACAACAAACGGACAACCUCCGUUCGCAAUGGGAUAAGAUUGUGCUGUUGCUCGGUGGAAAAUUUCGCGUAAGGAUAAGAUUAGUUUAUUUGUUUGAAGCGAAAAUUACAACGGGAAAGUUUCCAGAAAAAGUACUUAAAUUUAUGGACACAAUGCCAAUUAUAUCUUUACAGUGUAUUGAAUGUUUGCGAACGAGCUGAAUGAAUAAAGGGCCGUUCAUAUACCACGCGGUCAGAAAUACCUAGGUUUUUGACCCCAUCCUCCUCCUCCAUGCACAAACGUGAACAAUUUUUGUACCUCUACCUCCCUCCACGUGAUGUCCCUGUGGACUUUUCACAUUUUUUGUCCGUUAAUUUCAUAAAAGUAUUUCAAAGUCCAAGAACAUUUCUACGUAUUGGACUACUUUAAUAUCGGAUGCGAUCCCAAAGACAUAUGUUUCCUUUGUUCAGAAUGAAAAUCGUAGAAACAUUGU